Molecule: messenger RNA, 4221 nt
Organism: Scatophagus argus
Lineage: Eukaryota; Metazoa; Chordata; Actinopteri; Scatophagidae
Gene: raver1
Product: ribonucleoprotein, PTB-binding 1
Exons: 14
Coding region: 84-2285 (733 amino acids)
Cellular component (GO): cytosol
Molecular function (GO): mRNA binding
Source: RefSeq, a predicted model, not a curated record
GCACUGGGACCAUGUGUGUAUUGUUUAAACUGCUCAAAUUUGACUGAGUUUCCAGACCGAAAAAACUUCCACCAAACCGAGUGAUGGCGGCCGCCGUGUCUGUUAGCACAGCUGCCAGAGAUGAAAGCACAGACACAGGACUCAGUUUCGCCUCUCGUCCUCUUCAUGAAAAUUACGACCUCGGUGCGGAUCAGGACAACUGGAUGCCGGGGGACCGCCGGCAUCUCGAACUCGAACCCGGCGAAGAGGACUCAACAUCGGACCGCGAGUGUCAGCGGAGGGUCGACGAGGACUUGACAUCACUGAGCACCGAAGAGAUAGAGAGCCGCUUAGAAAGAACUCGCCGGGAGUUUUACAACCGUAGAAAAAUUAUCAUAAAAAAUCUCCCCUCCGACGUUAGCAAUCAGGAGGUCCAUGAGUUAUUGGGAAACUAUGACUUGAAAUACUGCUUUGUUGACAAAUACAAAGGCACAGCAUUUGUGACACUGCUCAAUGGGGAACAGGCACAGAGCGCCAUCAAAGACUUCCACCAGCAUGUUCUACGGGACAGGGAGAUCUCCGUGCAGCUGCAGCCAACAGACGCGCUACUGUGUAUCGCAAACUUGCCCCGGGCAUUCACUCAACAGCAGUUUGAGGAGUUGGUGCGACCCUUUGGUAACCUGGAGCGCUGCUUUCUAGUGUACAGUCCCUCCACGGGUCACUCCAAGGGCUAUGGCUUUGUGGAGUAUAUGAAGAAGGACUCUGCUGCCAGGGCCAAGUCGGAGCUCCUGGGGAAGCAGCUAGGCUCCCGCAUGCUCUAUGUCCAUUGGACUGAGGUGGGCUCUCUCACAUACCCACUGCUGCACUCGAAAUGCCUUUGUGUGGACCGCCUGCCCCCGAGCCUGCUGACAGCCCAAGACCUCCGCAAUGCCCUAGCGGACACCCAUACACCAGUCUUCUGCCAGUUGGCUCAAGGACAAGAUGGAAGUUUUCGGCGGUUUGCAGUGUUGGAGUUUGCCACAGCGGAGAUGGCUGAGGAAGCCCAGCGACUCACUGACGGCAUGCUGCUCGGUGGGACACACAUCAGGGUGUCCUUCUGUGCCCCAGGACCUCCAGGAAGAAGCAUGUUGGCUGCUCUGAUUGCUGCCCAAACCAUGGCUGUGAAUAGGGGUAAAGGUCUCCUCCCUGAUCCCACAGCCAUGCAGAUUCUUACAGGCCUCAAUAACCCUGCCACCCUGAAAAUGCUGCUCAACCCGUUGACGCAGGGACACAAACAAGGCCUCCUGGGCGCAGCCCCUACGUUACCCCUGUUGGCCAACCCCGCCCUCUCAGCUGCCCUACUUCAGAUGCUCCUUCAGAACCAGGCCAAGGCCCAGCAGCAGGCAGGACUCAUCGGGGAGAAUCCUCUGGCUGCUCUGCCUGUCCAGCAGGGAGUCCAUCUGCUCGGAGACCUUCCCCAAGGUGGUGUAGUCCCAGGUCUUGGUCUUCAGACAGAUCCUCUAAACCCCCUAAAGCCAAUACCACUUGGCAGAGCCCUGGCGAGGGAGCAGGAGUCCCCCACUGCAACGUGCACCUUCCCCCAGACUUCCUCUCCCACUCUGCAGGGCAUCUCCAUGCCCCUGAUGGGUAGCAUGAUGGGGGCAGAUGGCCUCACAGCACAAGGGGUAUCCAUACUAGGAGAUCCUCCCAAAGAUGUGAACCUUCCCCAGGGUGCCUUCCUUAAUGUCAACCAUGUUUUUCCCUCAGGAGGAAGCUGCAGACCUCAUCCCUACAGAAAGAGGCUAACACUAAGCAAUGUGUCCAACCAGCACACGCACCACAGCGUACAGUCAAAUUACAGCCUGCGCUACCAGGAUUCCUACAGCCCUGAAUAUCCUCCAGUACACCAGGAUACCCUGGCCCACUUGUUUGAGCAGCAGGAGAACCUUGACGCUGGGGCCCUGGCAGGAUUCGGGCAGCAGCUCCCGCGUCACCCCGACUACAGCGAGCGGUUUUCCCACUACAGUUACCCUCCCAGUCCACCCAUGUCCUACUUCAGCUCAGGGCCCGAGGCUUCUAGUAACGGUAGCCUCGCUACCGCCCAGCUCAACAGGGCUGUGGGAAUGCCUCCUGUGAGUCACACUGCCAACUACCCGCCAGGCAUGGGGAAUGCUGUGAAGACUCCCAUUGGUAGCCACAAACGCGUGUUCUCCCGUUUAAUCCCGUCUCCGGAGCCGAGCCCCGAGGGCAGCUACGUGGGCCAGCACUCCCAGGGCCUCGGUGGCCAUUAUGCGGACUCCUACCUUAAGCGAAAGCGUAUUUUCUAACCGCCUGCUGAAUGCUCCUUACUGCAUGAGUAGCCAUUCGACAGCCAGGACACAAUGGCAUCUCCUUUGGUCCCCUCCAACGAACUUGAGCUUUGGUGCUCCUUGGAUUUGUCUCCUGUGUACUCUGUGAGUGACCCCUGGAGGGCACUGGGAGUGCAGCCUGUUGCUAUCUGGACAGUUGUGUCAAUAUAUGGCAGUUCUUGGUGGUGUUUUUUUUUUUUUUUUUUUUUUUUAACCUUCUGUUUUCUUUGAGUGUGUGUAUAUAAUUUUAGUGUGUUGGUAAAUUAAGUUUUUACUUUUUUCUUUUUAUUAAUUUUACUUUUAAUUUUCUGUUGAAAAACUUGUUCAUUGAGAAAAAAUGGUUAAUUAGCAAAUGAAGUCUUUUCUCUUAAGCAUUUUUUUUUUUAUUCCUGUGUAGAGUGUGGUGUAUCAGCAGAGCUGCAGAUAGUUUUGGCCAGUUUUCAGUGGCAGUUAUAGGCUGCUUUAUGUUUGACAUCUCACGAAAGUAUUGCUGUCCACAAUUUCAGACAAAGGGACUUGCAUGGUGUAAAAACAAGCUUUACUUAAAAGGGCUCUACUUUUUUUUCUUUUUAAAUAGCCUUAACUCCUUGUAAAAAGUUCGUUGGUUAGUUUAAUGAGGUGGUGGUGGUUUUGUAUUUUCUGUUUUUCCUCAUUUUCUUCCACAAGUUUGUGUAUUUUUGCUGUACAACUGUUCCUGGAUCAGGUCUCUCCUCAUUGGUUAACAUUCAGCUCUCCAUCCACCAAUGACAGCUGUGUGUACCUGCCUGUAUAUUAUGACAGUGAAGCUUUUUACCAUUUACGGCAUAUUUUCCUCAAGGCUUGACUGUUCCACGUCAUUCUCGUCUUCUGAUCCGCACCCUCCAACUUGUUUAACGGCGUCUGUUCUCUGCACUGGUUGUCGAGUGAUGCACCUGGAGGGCACAGGUCACAAUCCCCAAUCUGUUCUCACCUUCUACAAGAUGCCAUUUUUCAAGUCGUCUUCUCUCACUCAUAUGUCUGUGAGCUGAAUAUUUUCUGUGUUUUUGUGAGUUGUGUGUAAAUUUUCAAUGUCUUUAAAAGUCCAAAGGUCGCACCUCGAUGGUUGAGUUUUAUGGGAGGGGGGGCAGGGGUGCACACGUGCUGCGUUGCCAUCACUCAAGCUGCCUGUAAGAUGGUAACCACAGGAACACUGACCAUCUCUGCUCAGAGAGAGGCUUGACUCUGUUGAUUUGGCUUUUCUGGAUGACUCGACGGCAGCUGGAGUGAUGGACACAGUUCAUGUUCGGGGUCCAGUAAUGGUUGGAGUUUAAUCUGUCUGCAUGGGUACUAAUGGAAGCUAGUGGCAGGUGAUUGGUCAGUGACAUGACUGUCCUUGUUUUCUUUUUUCUUUUUCUUUUUUUUUUUUUUUUAAAUAAUUAUCUGGUUGACAGUUUGAUUGUGAAAACCCAUUACCUCUGAUUUCUGCUAGGAAAUGCAGCUACACUUGAGCCUUAACAGUGUUUUCUGUGAUCUCAUCCUGCCCUGUGUUGGCUUCCAUCUACAUCUACCAUUUCUUGUUGUUAUUUGCUGUGUAAAUAGUUAAGCUUGAUAAUUUUCCUGAAUCUGAAACUGUUGUUUCCUUUACUCAUACCUGCCUCUAGUCCUUUUUUUUUUUUUUUUUUUAAAUGAUUGAAUGAAUUUGCUGCUUCACGUGUUUUUGUUUUUUUUGGUUGUCGUUUCAUGUUUGGCUGUAUGUUUCUGUGAGCUGAUGUGACCAACAGUGGCGCCACAGCAGACCGCUCAUGUUGUGUAUUGACCAAGAGAUGCAGCCGUACUGUUCGACCGUCAUCCGUUUUGAUCGAUUCGAUUCCUGCUGCUGUCUUCUCAUCUGUACCUCCAUGGUUGUCUCUGCAUAUGUGUGUGUGUGAUGUGAGCAAGUAAAUGUUAUUUAAAGUUA